Messenger RNA from Melanotaenia boesemani (Boeseman's rainbowfish), 1163 nucleotides. Its product is annotated as 14-3-3 protein beta/alpha-1-like. The transcript has 6 exons. NCBI's taxonomy places the organism in Eukaryota, Metazoa, Chordata, Actinopteri, Atheriniformes, Melanotaeniidae. The record is from RefSeq and is a predicted model, not a curated record. Gene Ontology annotation, cellular component: cytoplasm. Gene Ontology annotation, biological process: signal transduction. Bases 256 to 1005 code for a protein of 249 amino acids.
AACUGGACCCACCCACCACCACCACCACCCCUCCUAUUUUAGCAUGUUCAGAUUCUUUUUUUUUUUUUUUUUACUGCUACUGCUGUUCUUUGCUUUUCUGACCAAUUUCAUAUCGGAUCAAUUUGGGGAGCAAAAUUGGACCUCAGUAGCCUUUGGGGAGUAACACAGCCCUGCUACACCCAUUUUUCAAGUUAACUGUCCUUGACUAGCACAUACUCCUGGAUUUCUUACUUCUCCGUCCUGAAUAUAUAAACUAUGGAUAGAACGGAUCUCAUUCAGAAGGCCAAGCUGGCAGAGCAGGCUGAGCGCUACGACGACAUGGCAGAAUGUAUGAAGGAGGUAACUGAGAAAGGAGGCGAGCUGUCAAACGAGGAGAGGAACCUGCUCUCCGUCGCCUACAAAAACGUGGUUGGGGCGAGGCGGUCCGCAUGGAGGGUGUUGUCCAGCAUCGGACUCAAGACUGAGGGAAGCGAAAAGAAGCAGCAGAUGGUCAAGGAAUAUCGGGAGAAGGUGGAAAAGGAGCUGGAAGAGAUUUGCAACACUGUUUUGAAACUGCUGGAUAAUCAUUUAAUUGAGAACUCCACAAAUCCAGAGAGCAAAGUCUUCUAUCUAAAAAUGAAGGGGGACUACUAUAGAUACCUCGCUGAAGUUGCCUCCGGAGACGACAAAUCAAAGACCAUUGAAAACUCACAGCAAGCAUACCAGUCAGCUUUUGACAUCAGCAAGACCGAGAUGGACCCCACACAUCCCAUUCGUUUGGGCUUGGCACUUAACUUCUCAGUCUUCUACUAUGAGAUCCUCAACUCUCCAGAUAAAGCCUGCGAUCUGGCCAAAAAGGCAUUUGAUGACGCCAUUGCAGAGCUCGACCAGCUACACGAGGAGUCUUACAAAGACAGCACCCUUAUCAUGCAGCUCCUCAGAGACAACCUCACAUUAUGGACAUCAGACAACGCUCCGGAGGAGGGCGAGGGUGGAGAAGGAGAGGGCGGCGAGACUGAGAACUAAAGCACACACGCCCUGACAGAUUAUCUCCAAAAGCAACUUAAAAAAAAAAAAACUUUUUACAUAUUGGUCAUUCCUUUAUGCUCCAGUCAAACAUUCUACCAGUGAAUCUCAUGCCUGAAAAUUGUUGUUAGGAAAGAUAAAUAUAUAAAUAAUUAUAU